UAUGUCAUUUUCUAAAUGACCUUGGCUCAUUUUGUAAUUUCAAUCACUACAUUAUUUACUGGGGCGUACUGCGGAAAUAAACAAUGAGUAAUAAACGUUGAUUAUCUAAUUCUGCCAUUUAAACUAUUUUUUUUUGAACAUUUAACCUGAAACUGUUGAAACGGUCACACUCAUAAUGGACCUCAACUUCAAUGUUAUCCAAGAACCAAGGGGUGUAAUGAGAAUUGCCCAUUUUGUAUUUGCAAUCUUUGCUUUUGUAUGCGUAACCGAGUACACUGGCUAUUUGACUAUCCAUUGUAAAGGAACAGAUUAUCCUUUUGUAUACAAGUAUCCCUUCGAGUUGGAAUACAACAUUACCCUCAACUGUGCAUCAAAAUAUGAGAUAUAUGCUGAUUUUUCUGGAGAUGCUAAGUUCUUUGUUUGGACUGGCUUCCUGGCUUUGAUAUACUCCUUUGCUAUAACAAUAAUCUAUUUGAAAUUUGAUAGAAUAUAUAUACAGAAUCCAAAACUUCCACUUGGUGAUUUCAUUGCCACUGUUGUUGUGGCAGUAUUUUGGCUAUCCAGUAGUGCAGCUUGGGCCAAUGGUCUUACGGGGUUGAAAUAUGUCACAGAUGUUGAUUCCCUCGCAGUCCCAUGCCAAUGUACAGUAACACAAUCUACCUUCACAACACUCAACAUUUCUGUGAUUUUUGGAUUCUUGAACUUCUUCCUUUGGGCAACUGAUUUAUGGUUUCUAUAUAAGGAGACAACAUGGUUCCAAGGAAAUAAAUUUCACUCUACCAGUGGUGUUUGAGGCUUUGUUAGUUGCCAAGAUAUUUCUCUUCCAUUUAUCAUCCCUAUGUAUUUGGGAGGUAGCUGUAAGCACUAUCUCAUUGAUUCAUUUUAUCUGCCUGUUUUGUUGUAGUAGUUCUUGAAUAUUUUGAUUAAUUAUCAUUAUGAUAUUGUAUUUUAUCCGUCCUAUCCAUUUAUUCAGGGAAAUAACAAUUGUACAAAAGUGUUGCUAUCAGAGAAUGAUUUUCCAUUUAAAUGAAUAUAUUUGAUAUUUGAAUACAAAGACUGACCAUCAUUCAAUUUAUAAAGUAGUUUGGGUCAGAAUUUUUGAAGAAUAUAUAUCGGUGGGAAAAAUGCUCAAAAACUUUUCAGUCUUACCAUCAGAACCAAUUUUUUAUAUUUCACACACAAAACAAUGUAUUUUUAUAUCAUUAUAUCGAAUUUUGCCCCCAUAAUUCUCUAUACUAAAGUUAUGUUACUUUAACUAGGUAUCAUAUUUGCUGUAUUCUAUAAUGUGAUUUUUAUAUUUCUGUUAUUUGAUUAUUGAAAAGAUCUGUUCAGUUGCCUCAAUUGCUAAUCAUUAGAUAUAAUCGUGUUUUAUUCACUUCACACUUUUCGUUCUUUAGAAAAAAUUUUAUAAUCUAUAUAUGAUAUACAUAUAUAUAUUUUUAUAUGAAUGUUCUUGAUAUGUCUGUUUAUCAAAAAAUUCGAAUCACAAGAAACGUAAUUUACUGUUUCAUUUGAUGCAAAAGGUAUCACAAUAAAACGACUAAAAGGUCUUUUUGCCU
Messenger RNA from Coccinella septempunctata (seven-spotted ladybird), 1559 nucleotides. RefSeq names its product synaptophysin-like protein 2. The transcript has 4 exons. Lineage: Eukaryota; Metazoa; Arthropoda; Insecta; Coleoptera; Coccinellidae. The record is from RefSeq and is a predicted model, not a curated record. The coding region runs from base 176 to 793 and encodes 205 amino acids. Gene Ontology annotation, cellular component: synaptic vesicle membrane; synaptic vesicle.